Molecule: messenger RNA, 309 nt
Organism: Penicillium brevicompactum
Lineage: Eukaryota; Fungi; Ascomycota; Eurotiomycetes; Eurotiales; Aspergillaceae
Exons: 1
Coding region: 1-309 (102 amino acids)
Source: RefSeq, a predicted model, not a curated record
AUGAGCGGCGAGCUUGGUCGCACCCGCAUGCAUCUGAAGGACUCCCUCGGUGAAAAGAACGAGAUGCAGGCAGAAAUAGAUCGGCUGCAGGACGAACUUGGCGGUGUAUCAUCUCGAGCCAGUCACCUGGAAGACGAGCUGGUUCGUGUCACGAGGGGAACAAGGGGAGCAAUGCAGGCGUUGCAGGUCCAUCAGACGCAGGAGGGAAGCGCUUCAGAGCACGGAGAGAGACAGGAUGUGUCUGUUGACAGCGUGGAUGGCACGGUGCUAGGAAAGCCGCCGUUUCCGAUACGCGUCGACGCGUCUUGA